Haplochromis burtoni (Burton's mouthbrooder) is the source of this 2768-nucleotide messenger RNA. Its product is annotated as BCLAF1 and THRAP3 family member 3. Gene Ontology annotation, biological process: positive regulation of transcription by RNA polymerase II. Gene Ontology annotation, cellular component: mediator complex. Gene Ontology annotation, molecular function: DNA binding; transcription coregulator activity. Lineage: Eukaryota; Metazoa; Chordata; Actinopteri; Cichliformes; Cichlidae. The record is from RefSeq and is a predicted model, not a curated record.
CGGAAGUGUUGAGCUCAGGUUUUUUUUGGCGGAUCUUUGGGAGCAAAUGUCCACACAGUCUCUUUAUUUACAGUGUUUAACGGAAAGAGUAGCACGCAGCUGGCGUUUGGUUAAAUUUAGCGACAGAUAGGAUUGUAAUCUCGGUUUGUAAUCUGUUAUUUGGUCGUAUUUUGGUGCGUUUAUCCUUGUUUUUUUAGCUAGCGUUGUUAGCCGAUCGUUGGCCUGUCGCGCGUCGCGGUCAAAGGUAAGAGAACUGCGUAGCAUUAGCUGCUAACCAGCGUUAUCCUUGUUUAGUUUAGGAAACAUGUGUGAUGACAUGCAAGACGCUGUUUUUGAUGCUCUUUAAAGCAAAAAGCUCCUCAUACGGAAACAGAGCUGUGGUUUGUGUAACAUUAAAGAAGAAGGGGCGUUGUUCGAUCUAUCGGCGUGCCCCUUAAAGCACCGCUAACCCUGAUGUUCCCGGUGAUCAGUUGACAAAAUGUCAAUACCACGGUCUCGAUCACCACAUUACAGGAGGUUGCCAUUGGAGGAACCUGGCUUUGAUCCACACAGACCAAGUGGAGAUCUGGAUGGGAUUUCUCUGGACAGAAGGGAACGCUUUCGGAAAGGUUCUGAAGAAAUCAGGGAGAACUUCAGUGAAGACAUGUAUCCAGAAGGGCAGAGAAGAGCCCCUCCAUUCACAGAUGACCAUCGAUUUGAACGUCAGCCUUACAAAGACCGGGAGGAGUUUCACCACAGGAGGUUAUCACCCCGCCAUGAUGUACGCUAUGAAGAAUGGAGGUUUCCCCCAGUGAGAGAUGGAGGAUUUGAUGGAGAUAGGAGAAGAGAAGGCUUUAGAGAGGAAUUCCAGAAUUUUGAACACAGGAGUCGGUCGCCUCCGAAGUUCACGAGGGAAAGGUUGCCACCGACACCGAGGUCUAAUUCCGACCAGAGGGAUUCGGGGAUGGGCUGGAAGAGAGAGGAGCAGGUCAGGGAUCGGUGGAGGUUCACAGACCUCAGUCCCAGUUUGAGGGCUGACGACCAAAGAGUUGGAGGAGAUGGGGAAAGAGGGAGGAGAUUCACUCAAGGUCCUAAUAGAGGCAGACAAAGGGAAAACCCACAUCAUGAGAGGGGCCUCCCUUUUAAAAGACAACGAAGAGAAAUGGAUGACGUCAAUCAUCCUGGGUCCAGGAAUGAGAAGGACUUUGGGGAAAAGGGUUACUCAAUGGAAGGAAGCAGACAUGAGUUUGGUGAAGACACUCGGGGAAACCUCCCCCACGGAGACGGUCGGUACUCGGGCCCACUUGUCAUUGAACACGAUCAUGGCAUCCGAGACAAUAGAAAGCUGCCACGAUGGGAAAGGUUUGAUGACCACAGGGAUCUCAAGCCUGAGUUUGAUCGACAGAGGAAGCCCCGUCCAGGGGGCUCCUCUGAGGAGCUUUUUAGGAAGACAGAAACCAGGUUGGAUGAUCAGGAAGAUCCACGAGAACACCGUUAUCAAGGUAAUUCGGGGGAAUCAAACUAUUAUGAAACUAGGAGAAGCCCUGUGCUUCAGGACAGGUCAAAUGCAGCAAGAUAUGGUGUUCAAGGUGGCCCCAUGAAUCACAGGGGGAGAGGUGCCACUCAACCAGCAAGAAGGAGGUACAACCCAAAUCAAAGCGGACGGCCAGGACAACCAAGAAAUCACCCACGCUUACAGCAGGCCUCCCAGGGAUACCAAGAUCUUCCUCGCGAAGAGCAGAGACAAGGGUUCCACUCCGUUAGGGAAGAUUAUGACGACGACACUGAAGAUGAGCCCAACUGGGCAGAAAAAGACAAACUUCAACAGUGGGACCAGGAAAGGCCUAGAAGUCUGGAACGGCCCCCAGGGAGGGAUUUGGACCCUAAAAUGCCCCAUUUGAGGCAGCAGGGAUGGAGCAAUCAGAAAGCCAAAAAUAUGACGGUUUUAACAGAGGAAACGCUAACCAUCAAGGUGGACAUGAGUCGGCCCAUAAACCAGAACAGCCCGCUGUGUUAUUCCUCAGACAGGCAGCUCUCUUUAGAUCUGGUCAAUGUUGGUCGCCAGCGUCUGGACUUCCUGCCCAUGCUGGAGCACUCCGGCACAUAUCAGGAGACCGCCAUGCACACUGGGACGUUUGCCCAGGAGAUUAUCACACUCGUGCACCUUGUCAAAGUGAUCCAGUAAUGGGAUACAGUGACAAGAUGCCUCAAAUGGACCACAGGAAACGAGAUGGAAGCACGGGACCGAGGAGAGGAGCUCUGAACAGGCUGAACGCAGGCGCCCAACACGGGAACAGUCGCUUCGGCUUUCAGAAACAGAACUUCCGCAACAGCUCUGCAGGUCCAAACUGGUGACCGGGCUCCUCGAGUGGUUUCCGUUUGCAUUUAUAAAACCAGCCGUUCUCGGGCCGACCUGCGUCCAUGGUAACAUGUCGGAUGUGAAGAGGCCUCUGCUGUGGCGGUGUUUUUGCGACGGACGCAGCAGACUGAGAGAUGAAGUAGAAGAAUGUGAAAUGCUGAUUCGUGCAGCGCUGGUCUGUGUUUGCACCUGUUAUGUUGCUUCUUCUCCCUCAUAAUUUGAUUUGAAACCAUUUCAAAAUGUCUUUGUGUUGUUGGUGAAAGUCUGAGUUUCCUCAGGAACAGGCUCGUUCUUACCCGUCCCUGAAAGUCUGUUUGUAAUGAACAUUUCUGUGUUUUGGUGACAGGUUUUGUUCUUUGUCCUUGUUCUGUGUACACAUUUCACGCUGCUCGCCGAGCGGUGCUGAACAAAUAAAACGUUUGUUUUUAAA